CGUGAUGAAGAAGUGAGAUCCGCUAGUGUCUGGACCAGAGUUUGCCAAUGAUAGAACUCCUGGAAUUCACAACUCUGUUGAUCAGCAUCCAUAACACGAAACUUGCCGAAGCUACAGCUUCACUUCACGCCUUACAUCAUGCUUCUGUACAAACCAAAGAAGGAAUAUCUCCAUCUGCCCUUCAAUGCAAGCAACAAGCUUUAUUUGAUAAUUGGCAUACAAUUGACAUGUGUUCACAUUGCUGGAGUAUUGUUGUAUCGUCGAGCCUAAGCAAAUCAGUGAGAUUAAGGAGAGCUAGGAGGAAGGAUGCAAGGUCUGCGCAGAUCAAGAGGAGCAACGAAGUCACCAAGUACCUCUGCACUCGAUGCGUGUUUGGCCAAGAGAAAGCCGGCAAGUUGAAGCAAUCUCUUCCUCCAUCAGAAUCUCUUUAUUGGGUUUGGCCUCUUCAGUGAAGAUUAGCUUCAAUGAUCUUUCAACAAAUUCAUCAUCCAGAAAAUUUCACAAGAGCUUCGGUGCUACUGUGUUCUGAUCAUCAUAUUUGGCCUGAGGAUGUUGAUACACCAUUUCGGGCUUAUGUGAGGAGAAAGAUCAGCAAAGGCCACGUGGAGGGAGGCAAGGGAGAGACAGAGAAGCAAUUCGUUGGGAAAAAGAUGACAGGUGGCACUGGAGAAGAGGUAUUAGGGGUAUUGUAAUUACCUACUAGGAUUAUAGCUCUCUGCUACGGUUGUAUGGGGAUUGGCACCUUUUGUGUGUAUAGCCAUCUCGUAUAUAUAUAUGCUAGUAGUCUUUUGGGUUGGGUAUGCA
Tarenaya hassleriana is the source of this 804-nucleotide messenger RNA. RefSeq lists its product as uncharacterized. The transcript is spliced from 3 exons. Gene Ontology annotation, molecular function: structural constituent of ribosome. Gene Ontology annotation, biological process: translation. The coding region runs from base 48 to 452 and encodes 134 amino acids. Gene Ontology annotation, cellular component: ribosome. Lineage: Eukaryota; Viridiplantae; Streptophyta; Magnoliopsida; Brassicales; Cleomaceae. The record is from RefSeq and is a predicted model, not a curated record.